AUGGAGAAACAAUUUUGCUGGUCAACAGUUCUUCAACUCUUGAGGUCCUGCGUGACUUCACUUGCCACAGGGGUUUCUCAACCGACUAGGCUUACAUAUGGACCUGAAGAAGGGGGAGGACUACGUUGUAUACAUAGGAAAGUGCUGCUGGAGGCACUUGGGGAGGACUUGAAGCCGGGUACGAUUCGUUUUUGUUGCCAUGAGGAUGGCACUACCAUCAAACCCAAGGUUCUAGUAGGUUGUGACGGGAUCCACUCGGUGGUGGCACAAUGGCUCGGCUUGCUUGAACCGGUUCACUCCGGCCGAUCUGCGGUCCGAGGAAUUGCCUUUUACGACAAUGGACAUGGUCUCCCCCGACAUGUCCAACAAUUCUUAGGCUGUGGCAUGAGGGUAUUUAAAGGCAGAGAUCAAGGAAACCCAGAGUCAGUCCGCAAAGACGCAAUGGCAAGGUUGGGGGAAAACUUCCCAUCAAAAUUCUUGGAGAUAAUUGCAAAUACAGAUCUCUCCACACUCACACUGGCACCCUUGAAGUUUAGGUGGCCAUGGGACUUAAUCUUUAGACCUGCGAGCCGAGCCAAUCUCACGGUCCCGGGCGAUGCCAUGCACCCUAUGACACGGGACCUAGCUCAAGGUGGGUGCUCUGCCUUAGAGGAUGCUGUUGUAUUGGGAAGACACUUGGGGGGAGUUUUUCUGAAGAAACAUAAAUUUGAAGGAAAAGAAGUGGAAGUUAGUUUCAAGAACUAUGUUAAAGAGAGAAAGUGGAGGGCAGCUGGUUUAAUACUUGGGUCUCUUUUGUCUAGGUGGGUUCAAGGGGAUGAUGGAUGGUGGUUGGUGAAAGCUAUAAGGCAUAAGGUGUUUUAUGGGCUUCUUUACAGUAAACUUUUCAAUGUCAUUGAUUAUGACUGUAGGGUGUUGCCAGCACCUCCCUCUUACUUAAAAAGUGGUUUGGAGAGACAAACUGAAGCUGUUGAAUUUUAG
This is a messenger RNA of Amborella trichopoda, 978 nucleotides long. The record is from RefSeq and is a predicted model, not a curated record. NCBI's taxonomy places the organism in Eukaryota, Viridiplantae, Streptophyta, Magnoliopsida, Amborellales, Amborellaceae.